AUGACGACAGACGUCCAAUCCCACCCUCGUCAGCUGACUCUUUUACCCAAUCCCUGGCUCCGCUAUCGUUUCGUGGAAAGCAACAGAGGACCAGGUUCUUCGGGCGGAGUCAUUGGGCGACGACACUUGGCAUGGUGGAUCGAUGCAGUUGCAGCAUGGUUAGGGCUCAUGAGGGGUCAUGCUCAACUCAGUCUGGAUGUGAUCCAAAUCAAAUGCUUGUUACUGUUCGCGCGGCAGGCGACUGCAUGGGAAGGGGAUUUAGUUGGCAUGGCCGCGGGGUCCCUUAUUCGAGAAGCCAUGUUGAUGGGACUUCAUCGGGAACCAUCCAAUUUCUCCGAUCUUUCACCCUACUGGGCAGAAAUGCGGAAACGGCUCUGGCUGACGAUUAUAGAAUUGGAACUUCAGGUAUCGUUGUACUGCGGAAUACCAUUGGCGAUAAAUUGGGACGAGUUCGACUGCUCUCUCCCAUCUAACUUAGACGACGAAGAUUUUUCUGUCGAAUCACGCCACCUGCCUUCUUCCAAACCACCUACUACGUUGACUAGAACUUCUUUCCAGAUUGUACUUGCGCAGACCUUACGAACCAGGAUGAGGGUCUCGAAGAUCGUCAAUCGCGUGAGAUUGAGUGAGGGAUAUGAUGAUGUUUUCAAGCUCAGUGAAAGUCUCACUACGGGGCUCUCACAUGCUCCGCCCGAGCUACGAGAUAUCACUAGCACCGGAAACUCUGCUGGAGGUAACGAAUGCUGCCUAGCAUUCCGGAAGUCAUUUUUCCUCUUUCUCCACUACCGAUGUCUUCUCGCUCUUCAUAGACCAUUCUUCCUGAGGCUUGCAGAAACCUUGGGUGAGCCUUUUGUAUUCUCACGAAGAGUUUGUGUACAGACCAGUUUAGCAUUGCUAGCUCAGCUGGAGCAUUCCCCAAGAAGUCUUCCUGACGAGCAGCCCGCUAGUGGCCGUAAUUUUUGCUCCCACGUAUUGCAGCUCAAAGGCGGAAUGUUCCGGGAUGAUGUAUUCCACGCUGCCACGACCAUCUGUUUUGAGCUCCGCUUGCAGGCCAAGGACAGAGUAAUUGAUCCUUUCCCUGGUACUAUUUCAGGGUUCAUGGACCAAAGCGCAUUUUAUCAGCGCCUGGCCCUUUUUGGGAGCGUGGAGAACGCGGUUAAAUAUUUUGAGUUCAAAGUUUGUACGGAGAAACGGGCUACUAAGGCAUUUACUAUCUUGAACAUGCUCUUGACCUCAAUCAAGAGCCAAAUGUUGGCUGCGGAAGGCUUCUCUCGCCUCGACGGAACUUCUGACGGGACAGUCUUAACAAUAGACGAUGCUUGCCCUCUGGCGUCUCGUCGGUGUCGAGAGUUAUUACUGGGAGACGGAACGUCUAAUGCUUCAGGGGCUAACAGAGAGGGACAUCAUGAGCCUCUUCAAUCGGCCGACCACGCAAGCCUUCCAGUACAGGGUCCUGAUUUGGGAACAACCGUGCGACCAGAUUCAUCACACCAUACGAAUGAGUCUAGGAACAGUAUGCAGCCAACGAUUAUGGAGGAGGAUGUCACAGGCGGCAAUCUUUAUCUCCCUGACUCGAAGGUGAUAUUUAUUCCCUUUAGCACAGGACCAUCGGGUGAUGCAAUGAGAAUCGCACAUCAUGGAGCCCUGCGCCUACCGGUGGUUGUGCAAUUGCUGGGGAUACUGUCUCCGGGGUCCUUGGAGCCUCAAUAUCCAAAAUGGGCUCUUUUGCUCCUGGAUUAUAGUAUUGUGGAUAUCGCCGUCGAAUUCCUUUUCAUUGGGGUGUGUUCUCUCGGGGUCAACGAUACGGGAGGCCGCCUUCGGUGCUUUCGAAAGGUCCGGGGCCAGGGCAAGCAACUGGCCGCAUGA
This is a messenger RNA of Aspergillus tanneri, 1866 nucleotides long. Its product is annotated as fungal specific transcription factor domain-containing protein. The transcript has 4 exons. Gene Ontology annotation, cellular component: nucleus. Gene Ontology annotation, molecular function: DNA-binding transcription activator activity, RNA polymerase II-specific; RNA polymerase II cis-regulatory region sequence-specific DNA binding; zinc ion binding. Lineage: Eukaryota; Fungi; Ascomycota; Eurotiomycetes; Eurotiales; Aspergillaceae. Gene Ontology annotation, biological process: regulation of transcription by RNA polymerase II; DNA-templated transcription. Bases 1 to 1866 code for a protein of 621 amino acids. The record is from RefSeq and is a predicted model, not a curated record.